UGCAAGAUAUCGUGGUCGAUUUUGUGUACUUUAAUAAAGAUCCUAUUUAUAUCAUCGUGGAGUAUCUUGGCAAGGGAGACCUCAAGAAAGUUCUGGUGGGAUACAGGACUACAGACACUGGUAGCGAUUAUACCAAUAUCUCUGGCCCGAGUCGCUCACUCUCACUGAGAUUGCUCAAAUUUGCCCGGGACGUGGCCGAUGGAAUGACAUACUUGGCCUCACAAAAGUGCAUUCAUCGCGACCUGGCUGCCCGUAACGUGCUGGUAGACGACAACAUGGUGUGUAAGGUAUCUGACUUUGGGCUGGCCCGUGACGUCAUCAAUAUCAGAGUCUACCAGAGAGAAUCAAAGGGUCCACUGCCCAUGCGCUGGAUGGCAUUGGAAUCCCUACUCGAUGACGUGUACACAAUCCAGAGUGACGUAUGGUCUUUUGGCAUUCUGAUGUGGGAAAUCGUCACACUUGGUGCUCGGCCGUACCCACACAUUAUGACUGCAAAAGACAUGGUGCACCAGCUAAGGGGAGGCUACCGCAUGGCUAAACCAACAAACUGCAAGAAGGAACUGUAA
Messenger RNA from Acanthaster planci (crown-of-thorns starfish), 566 nucleotides. Its product is annotated as fibroblast growth factor receptor 2-like. Gene Ontology annotation, molecular function: transmembrane receptor protein tyrosine kinase activity; ATP binding. The record is from RefSeq and is a predicted model, not a curated record. Lineage: Eukaryota; Metazoa; Echinodermata; Asteroidea; Valvatida; Acanthasteridae. Gene Ontology annotation, cellular component: plasma membrane; signaling receptor complex. Gene Ontology annotation, biological process: protein phosphorylation; cell surface receptor protein tyrosine kinase signaling pathway; multicellular organism development.